ACGUGUUAUAACUAAAGAUUCGAGACAAAUAAAAGUAACUAUUGAGAUCGCCUUUGUAUUUGCACAUUAAUAAUUACCGGCAUCCAAAAAUCUAUCAGCAUUAUUCAAAACCAAGUCAUGAUUGUCAGCAGUUUCAUCAAAAACUGAACGAUUUUUUAAACAGAAAAUAGAAAAAAUUCACAAAGUUCGUACAGCUUAAGUGUUUGAAACGUUAAUCAUAAAAUGUUUUUCCACUGCAAAGAACUUUAUGGUCUUGCCUUUCUUACAUCAGUAUUAGGAGGAAAUAGUGAUGAAACGCAAAGCUAUUUUGGCCAAAUCCAACUUUUACAACAGUUCUGAUGUCAGCGGGCUAAAAUCAAACGUUUUCCUUGUGUUAAAUUUCGUUGAUGAAUAAAGCUGAUAAGUUUCACGACUAAAUUUCUACAUCAUCAACAUCUACGUGCUCAGUGAUUUUACAGCGACUCUUUCCUAUCUCAAGUGUACCAUGAUUUUUGCAAUUACUUCCUAUCUUACAAAAACGAUCUAUAGUUCAUUGUGAGUGCAGAGAGUUUUUUCGUCGAAAACAUAUGACGUAGAAAUGUUUACCCUUUUGUGAAUUGUCUGUUUUUGCUUCUUCCUUUCGUUGUUUGGUUGGUGACUGAUCGUUUAUUGUUUUCGCAACCUGACUUAUUAAAUACCCAUAACUGAUUCCCGAUUCACUUGGAAAUGAUUCUUUAUUGUCAUUCUUUCGAUGUUGAUCAACUGUUGUCAUGAAACAGAACAGUGUAUGUAAAUUAGUUGAGAGGAAUUUCAAUGUUAUCUCAGUAGCCCGAAGUUUAAACAAAAACUUUUUUGGUGUUUCAAAAAAACGUGAUGUGAAACUCGAGACGAAAUUUUAAGAAAUUAAGAAAAGUAUAGAGAAUACUUUUUAUAGGAGAGAUAUUCGUUUUUAGAACAAUUUUUAGGUGUUCUUCUCCUGGAUUCGACCUUCCGAAUCCAGGAAGAUUCUACAAUAAACCCCGUUCUAACCGCUCGAGAGAGUUAUACAUUUAGUGCUUUAUCACUAGCAGUUGCUAGUAAAAGUACCCAAAAAAUGGAAAGCAAAAUUACUGCGUGAUUUUUUUUUAUACGUUUCCCCUAUUUUUGCUGUUCUCUUUCUACCUGACAAGUAUUCGUCCCAUUUUUUGUUGUAUUUUGUUUACAUUAAAGUGUUACAUUUUUUUACCGACAAAAAUAUCUUAAACGGUAUAGAACGUUUUUUUUCCUUGUAUCAUUCACAGCUCUCUUCUUUGUAUGGACCACGAUCGGAAAUGGCGACCGUACACUAUCAUGGUCAUCUCUUGUUACAAGUACUAGCGCAUAAUAGUCUGUGUUUUUCGUCAUGCUUUGCUCGUGAAUCAUAUUUAGCUGAUGCGUUGAAAUGGUGUCACGGAAAAAGAUAUGUCCUACAGCAGCUUGUAACAUGGUACGAAGUUGACCAGAACACAAGAGAACAAAAUUUUUUUUCUGUUAACAACAUUUUUUUUAAAGAAAAAUUCUGUGAUGAUUACGUUGAUUAUCGUUUUAUUUCUUCUCUUCAACAACAUUUUUCUACGUGUUUAAAAGAUAUUACUCAGGAUACUACAAAAUGUGUGUUUUUUUCUCGUUAUUAUCGUGGGCUUUCUUGUUGCCACUCCCUUUCUUAUUCUAGGCGUGGUAACGCAAUCAGUCAUUUUGUUUCUGUGAAGUGUGAUGAGUGUUCUGUGCCUCGCAAAUCUUGCUUUGGUUGCGUUCUUUUUUUCUUUUCUGCUAACUAUGUUCGUUAUGCUUUUAUCAGACAGCAUGAAUGUGCGCAACGUAGUCUACUUGAUCUUCUAUGUGUGUCAACUCCUAGUUUUUUGAAAAAAUAUAUUGAUUUCUACUUUAAAUUUUCUAACGGGAAUGCUUUUUUGUAUAAAAUUGUUCCUGUAUCGUUUCUUUUGAAAAAAGUUAUAAAAAUUAAUUGUUUAGAAAGUGAUAACUGUUUUAUAUAUACGGAUAUCGAGUUCGAUUUUGAACAUGAUUGAAUUGUAUAUUGUUGAUAGUGUUGCUAAUAAAUAAAACGUUGUUAUUUGUCUCGACACCCACAUUUGCUGGGUGUUUUUUACCCUCCUUCUCUACGUUAUAGGCACUGACAAGAAAAAGACUGCUUGUGCUAAUGCUUAUCUUGCGUUUCUCUUGAGUGUAUUCACUCGAUACAAUACUCGAGUGGAUAUUUUCUUAAGCUCUGUAGACUAGAUAUUGCACCUCACGUUUUUUUAACUUAAGUGCAUAUGUAGCCAUAGGUAUGUGCUGAAUUAGAGUAGCUCACUGUAGCUCAAAUCAGGUUUAUGUCCGGUGUAUCUGUUAACUCCUUAUCUAAUGCUUUUUGCAUUUAUGUCUAGCUGUGUAUUUUAGUUUUAGAUAUUCUCACAUCAUGAAUUAAACUAAUCUAUAUCACUGAUUUUCUACAAUCAAAACGACCAUGAAUUAUCCACGAAUAUCGCAACGAUCAAAAAGAAAAAAUCAAUUGUAUGAUGAAAAUACGUAUUGUCUCGUUUCGUUUACUGGCAAGGAAAAACAUUCUAUUGUUCCAAAACAAUUGUGUGAAUGUUGACACCGUCGAUGAGAAUAACGGAUCAAUUCGAUGUUCCGGCGUUUUACAACCUAUUCAAAUAAUUCAACACGGUAAUGUCUCGUUGUCCAUGUAAGAGAUAAUUUUACAUUCUCUGUAACCAUCUUUCAGGAUCAAAAGAAGAUUGUCACAUUAGUGAAACAGCGUAUAAAAAGCAAACUGGUAGUGAAGAAGUGGAAGUACAAUUGUUUUAUGAAAAAGAUAUAGAUGAUGAUCACAUGUAUGAUAGAAGGAAAGGAUAUGACGAUGACGAAUGGGAGCCAAGUGAUAUAUUAUUGGACGAGCCAAGCGAUAUGGAUACCGAAAUUUAUGACGAGAAUAAACAACUGGAAGCCGAUGUGCCAUUAAUCUCGGCUGAUUUAUUAGCAAACACAACACUUGACGUUUCUGAUGAAUGUGUCAAAGACAAAAAGAAAAGAAAAAACCUGUCGGCGCAAGGAUCAGCGAAAAGAACAACAGAUGAAAAUACGAUGUUGAAAAUUGAAGUAGUCAAUUUAAAGAAAGAACUUAAUUUACACAAACAAAAGACCGAUCAAAGAUUUCAACCGCUGGAAAAAAUUUUACGGUUUGUUUUGGGUAUUGACAUUUCCAAAUUCGAUUAUGCGUUUAACGAACAUACCAAAUAUGCUCGUAAAAUCGUACGAAGACUGGGUAUGGCCGAAAAUCCAGAUUUAUUUUUAUCAAAUCAGCAAUACAUGAAGGAACUUGAAGAUUCAAUGAAAAAACGCGAUAAUUCGUUAUCAGACGAAACAACAUUAUCGUCUCAAUUACACGUUGUGAAAAAAUCUUUACGCCAAUUGAAACAAGACGAAAAAAGAAAAAGAGUGAUGCAGCAACAACGACGAGAUCUGAAAUUGUUGGUAGAACUACGUGAUAAUCCGCCGAAAUUUGUUGAUGAUGAAUCAAAAUCAGUUGAUGAACAACUAAAAUCACCGAGUGAUCUGACAAGUGAGUCGAAUGAAAGAACAAUGAAUGAGAAAGAAAAUAUGACUGGAACAGUAUCAAACGAGACACUCGAAGACGCGAACAAUUUGAACAAGGGUUAG
This is a messenger RNA of Didymodactylos carnosus, 3657 nucleotides long. The record is from the annotation of a GenBank genome assembly. NCBI's taxonomy places the organism in Eukaryota, Metazoa, Rotifera, Eurotatoria, Philodinida, Philodinidae.